CUGCAUUUUCAUUGGUUCACUUCAAAAUAGCCAGGCAUUUUCAAAACAGAGGAGAGUGUGAGUGUUGGAUAAGUGGAAUUUUUGCAAAAGAAAAUGAAGAAUAAACCAGAAAAGGAGAAAAAUCAAAACAUCCAAGUGUCUGUACGAUGCAGGCCUAUCAAUGAAAUUGAGAAAAAGCAGGCUUCCUACUCAGUGGUGGAUUGUAGUGGGGAGAAAAGGGAAGUAAUCGUGAAGGAGAGAUUAGGUGUCAACCCCAACACAAAAACCUUCUUCUUUGAUCAUGUCUUUCCACCAGCAGCAAAACAGAUCGAUGUGUACAAGAAAGUUGUCACACCCAUUAUUGAUGAAGUACUCAUGGGAUAUAACUGUACCAUUUUUGCAUAUGGACAGACGGGUACAGGUAAAACCUUCACUAUGGAGGGAGGGCGGGUGGAAAGUCAUGAUGUGUCCUGGGAGAAGGAUCCUUUGGCUGGAAUCAUUCCUAGAGCCAUGUUCAACAUAUUUGAACAGCUCUCUAAGUCACAGGAUGUUGAGUUCUCUGUGAGGGUGUCCUUCCUGGAACUCUACAAUGAGGAGCUGUUUGACUUGCUGGGGUCCUCAGAAGAUGCCCUCCGCCUCAAGAUCUAUGAAGACAGUACUAAAAAGGGAUCAGUCAUUAUACAAGGCCUUGAGGAAGUGGUAGUCAGAAACAAGUCAGAAGUUUUUGAAAUCUUAGAAAGGGGCUCAGCUCGAAGACAGACAGCUGCAACUCUCAUGAAUGCCACAUCUAGUCGUUCUCAUACUGUGUUUUCUGUAACUAUACACAUCAAGGAGAACACAAUAGAUGGAGAAGAACUGCUGAAGACAGGGAAACUCUAUCUGGUGGAUUUAGCUGGAAGUGAAAACAUAGGUCGUUCUGGUGCAGUUGACAAGAGAGCCAGGGAAGCCGGUAACAUUAACCAGAGUUUGCUGACCCUGGGUCGGGUUAUUACAGCUCUGGUGGAACAUGCACCACAUGUCCCAUACAGAGAGAGUAAACUGACUCGACUUUUACAAGACUCGCUGGGAGGAAGAACAAAGACCUCCAUUAUAGCCACCAUUUCACCUGCCUCCUGCAAUCUAGAGGAAACCCUCAGUACUCUAGAUUAUGCUUUCCGAGCCAAGAACAUCCAGAAUCAACCAGAAGUAAACCAGAAACUUACAAAGAAAGCAUUGUUGAGGACAUACAAUGAAGAAAUAGAGAGACUAAGACGAGACCUCCAGGCUGCGCGGGAGAAAAAUGGCAUCUUUCUUGCUGAAGAAAAUUACAUUGCCAUGCAGACUAAGAUUAGGCAACAGGAAGAUUCCAUUCAUGAAAUGGAAGAACAGUUAGAAGUUCUCACAAAAGAAAAGGAAAAAAUAAAUGAGUUGUUUGAGACAACACAAAAGGAGCUGGAAGAGACAACCAAAACUUUAACGAAGACAACGAAUCACCUGGUCCGGACAACAGGUGCCCUGGAGGAGACGGCACAGACCCUGGAGGUCACGGUGAAGGAGCGAGAGGAACAGCGCUACCUGGUGUCACAGCAUGUCAAUGCUGAGAAUUGUCUUUAUGGGGAGGCAACUCAGUUAAUGUCCACUGUCUCUUCCACGAUAUCUGACGUACAUGGACUGCAUGACAAACUGGACAGGAAGAGAUCUGUAGAGCGUCACAAUGAACAGUGUCAGAGCGAGUUCCAGGGGACGUUUAAUAAAGAAAUCAACAAGAUAGAAAGCAAGCUGGGGGCUUUUGUACAGUCACAAAAAGACUUCCACACAAACCGUACACAGAGCAUAGCUGAAAUGCUGGAGAAGGGAAGAAGUGAAACAGACACGCUAGGAGAAAUAGUCAGCUGUAUGCAGGAAAAACUGAGCGACCAUGUGACCUCAUUACACCAACAUACUGACACACAGACAGAAUCUAGGUUGUCCUGGAUAGAGAAGACUCUAGAGGAGUCCCAAAAUAUACAGACAUCAGAAGCAUCUAGGAACCAACAAUUCUAUCAGGAAACCUUUCUGACUUUAAUGAAGAGUGCUCAAGAAAGACUGGAGAUGUCUACACAAGUGCUACAGCAAGAGUUGGAGCGUUUUCAGCAGCAGAAGAAAGAUUUUGAGCAGACAACUCAAAGCUGGACAAACUCCAUCUCAGAGCACCUGAGUAAGAUGAAAAACAUGGUUGGAGAAUUCACAACGGAGAUGAACCAUAAACUCAACUCACUUGAGCAAUCUCAGAGUGAGAUGAAUGAACUUGAUGAGGAAUUGGAGAAAAUUCUAAUUAAGAAGAGAAAGCUCUUAAGCGAGUCUAGGACCACAACUAAAGAGUCUCAUACUCGAGUGGGCAAGUUCUCGGAAGAAAUCAGCAUGGAAAUUGACACACACGACAGUAACUGCCAUGAUAAUGCCAAGUCUGUCAUUAAGGAGUUUCAAGAGACCUUUGUGUCACAUGGAGAGGAAAUCUCAAAGGUUUCCAGUGAAUUAGACAGCUGUAGAGAUUCUUGUGGACAGAUUUCCCAGAAAGUUAAUGAAAAUAUGGAGCAGGGCAACAAGGUGCUGAGUGACUUUGGACAGAGACUGGGUGAAAAUGUGGAAAAGGAAAAAUCUCUGGUGACUGCAGCCAAGGAAUCUCAUCAUCAAAUGGUGGAGGGCAUGAAAACAGACUGUACCUGCAGCUUAGAAAAGAUUUCAAUGAGUAAAGGGGUCGUGAGGGAAUUAGUGGAUUCUUCAUCAGCUGAUCUAUCCAAUCAGAGUUGUCAGAGCAAUGAUCACAUGACUCAUUGGUCUGAACAGUUACAGGCGGAUCUAGGAAAUAGAGUGGAGGAUCUCAAUGUUUUCUUACAGGAGAAAAUAAGGAAAGACUUACCAACAGGUACUACCCCACAGAGGAGAGAGAUCACAUACUCCCAGAAUCUGACCAGGACUGGGCGCCACGAGGAGUUGUUGGAGGAGUUUGGAUUCCAGCCUCCUCCUAUCAAGGCUAACCUUAUGAGGAGCCUAGAACUGGCCGCCCAGGAGGAGGAAACAGAGGGGGAAAAUAUUCAGAUGGAUGGCCUGGCCCAAGUGACACACAAGGACAUAGCAGAUGACGUCAGUGAGGCAGGAAGUGACAUGUCGUGUUCCUCCACCACGUCAGGAGUGUCUGUUUUCAGUUACUCCAGCAAGACUUCAGAAACCAAAGAAAAUAAGAUGAAGAAACCCAGAAAAAUGAAAGUAAACAGCGCCAACAUCACCCCACGAAACAAGACAAGACUUCCACUACGAGCCAGCAACAAUGAUUCAUAGAGAAGGAUUUAAACAGAUUGAUCUUUUAUUAAAAAAUAUUUCAGAUGUGCAAAGAUCAUGAUUUUAUGAACACAAAACACUCGAUUUUGAAAUGCUUGUGCAAUACUUGUGCUUUUACCAUUUUCAUUGAGAUGCCUGCCUUCACAUACAUGUACUACAUGUAUAUCUCCAUUAACUGUGUGAUCAAUAUGCAUUUUGGCUCAGAGAACUGGUUCAGAAUUACUGGUAUCUUCUAUUACAGCUGAAAUCACAUGAUUUUCUCUCUCUUUAUAUUAGUUUCAACUAUGUUUUCUAUUCUUUUUCUGCUGCUGUCUUCUAUCCUCUGAAUUUUAUUUGUAAUUUAUCUGUUUUAUAGAGAUGUAC
Messenger RNA from Saccostrea echinata, 3639 nucleotides. Its product is annotated as kinesin-like protein KIF11-A. The record is from RefSeq and is a predicted model, not a curated record. Gene Ontology annotation, cellular component: spindle microtubule; nucleus. The transcript has 22 exons. Gene Ontology annotation, molecular function: microtubule binding; plus-end-directed microtubule motor activity; ATP binding. NCBI's taxonomy places the organism in Eukaryota, Metazoa, Mollusca, Bivalvia, Ostreida, Ostreidae. Gene Ontology annotation, biological process: microtubule-based movement; mitotic spindle assembly. Bases 94 to 3276 code for a protein of 1060 amino acids.